GCGGCGAGGCUCUGGGAGGGGAAGGAGCAGAGGGAGGGAGGGUGAGGUGGGGGGCUGAACCCGGAAGUGGGUAGGCGCUGGAGCGAGCGCGCCGAGAGUGGAGCUCAGCGGCUGGGAGCCAGCGGGGGAGCCCUGGGUUCCCGACCAUGAAAUCCUCGGGCACGCCCCUCCAGAAGCUGUUAACCAAGACAAUCUAGUUUUUUGUUUUUUGUUUUUUUAAAAUAAAUCCUUUAAGACACUUAUGAAGUUUCUUGUUCUGAAAUUGUUGUACUGCAAUGAAGAAAAGGAGAAAGGUUACUUCAAAUCUUGACGAGAAGAUCCAUCUAGGCUAUCGCAAAGAUUCUUCAGAAGGCAAUGUUGCAGUGGAGUGUGACGAAGUAACCUAUACUCAUUCCACAGAGAGACCAACUCCUGAAGCUCUUCACUGUUACCAGGAACUUCCUCCCUCUCCAGAUCAGAGAAAACUUUUGAGUUCUUUGCAGUAUAACAAGAAUUUGCUGAAGUAUUUAAAUGAUGACAGGCAGAAGCAACCAUCUUUCUGUGACUUACUUAUCAUAGUAGAAGGAAAAGAAUUCAGUGCCCAUAAAGUUGUUGUUGCUGUUGGCAGUAGUUAUUUCCAUGCCUGUUUGAGCAAAAAUCCAAGCACUGAUGUUGUCACCCUGGAUCACGUAACACACUCAGUUUUUCAGCAUUUGCUUGAAUUUCUUUACACAUCAGAAUUUUUUGUGUACAAAUAUGAAAUACCCCUUGUUUUAGAGGCAGCAAAAUUUCUGGACAUUAUAGAUGCAGUUAAGUUGCUAAAUAAUGAAAAUGUUGCCACUUUUCAGUCUGAGCUGGCUGAAAAGUCAUCACCAGAAGAAACACUAAGUGAAUUAGCUGGAAGACUAUCAAAUAAUCAUCAGUGUAAAUUCUGUAGUAGACAUUUUUGUUAUAAAAAGUCUUUAGAGAAUCAUUUAGCUAAAACUCAUAGAUCCCUUUUAUUAGGGAAAAAACAUGGGUUAAAAAUGCUGGAGAGAAGUUUUUCCACAAGAAGAUCGAAAAGGAAUCGCAAGUGUCCUGUUAAGUUUGAUGACACCAGUGAUGAUGAACAAGAAAGUGCUGAUGGGUCAGACAAUUUGAAUCAAGAAAAUUUUGAUAAGGAAAAGUCAGACAGAAAUGAUUCUGAGGACCCUGGAAGUGAAUAUAAUGCUGAAGAAGAUGAACUAGAGGAGGAAAUGUCAGAUGAAUACUCUGACAUUGAAGAACAAAGUGAAAAAGAUCAUAAUGAUGCAGAAGAAGAACCUGAAGCUGGUGAUUCUGUAGGAAAUAUUCAUGAGGGGUUAACUCCUGUAGUCAUUCAGAACAGUAACAAAAAGAUAUUGCAAUGUCCUAAAUGUGAUAAAACAUUUGACCGCAUAGGGAAAUAUGAGAGCCACACACGUGUUCACACAGGUGAGAAGCCCUUUGAGUGUGAUAUUUGUCACCAGCGCUAUUCGACAAAGUCUAACCUAACUGUUCACAGAAAGAAGCACAGUAAUGAAACAGAAUUUCAUAAGAAGGAGCACAAGUGCCCUUACUGUAAUAAACUUCAUGCAAGCAAGAAGACUUUAGCCAAGCAUGUUAAGAGAUUUCAUCCUGAAAAUGCUCAAGAAUUUAUUUCCAUUAAGAAGACCAAGAGUGAAAGUUGGAAAUGUGAUAUUUGUAAGAAAUCUUUUACUCGAAGACCACACUUGGAGGAACAUAUGAUUCUACAUUCUCAAGAUAAGCCUUUUAAGUGUACCUAUUGUGAAGAACAUUUCAAAUCACGAUUCGCAAGGUUAAAGCAUCAAGAAAAGUUCCAUCUGGGUCCUUUUCCAUGUGAUAUAUGUGGUCGCCAGUUUAAUGACACUGGAAAUUUGAAACGCCAUAUAGAAUGUACCCACGGUGGAAAGAGAAAAUGGACUUGCUUUAUCUGUGGAAAAUCAGUACGAGAAAGGACUACUUUGAAAGAACAUUUGAGAAUCCACAGUGGAGAAAAACCUCAUCUGUGUAGUAUCUGUGGGCAAAGUUUCCGUCAUGGAAGUUCAUACAGACUUCACUUACGAGUACAUCACGAUGAUAAAAGAUAUGAAUGUGAUGAAUGUGGGAAAACGUUCAUCCGUCAUGACCAUCUUACAAAGCACAAAAAAAUACAUUCAGGUGAGAAGGCUCAUCAGUGUGAAGAAUGUGGAAAAUGUUUUGGUCGUAGGGAUCAUCUCACUGUUCAUUACAAAAGUGUACACCUGGGAGAGAAGGUGUGGCAAAAAUAUAAAGCAACCUUUCAUCAAUGUGAUGUUUGUAAGAAAAUUUUUAAAGGCAAAUCAAGUCUGGAAAUGCAUUUUCGGACGCAUUCAGGUGAAAAACCAUACAAGUGUCAAAUUUGCAAUCAAUCUUUCAGAAUUAAGAAAACUUUAACAAAACACUUGGUUAUUCAUUCUGAUGCCCGGCCUUUCAACUGUCAGCACUGUAAUGCAACAUUUAAGCGGAAAGACAAGCUGAAAUACCACAUUGACCAUGUUCAUGGCAUAAAAUCUCCUGACGAUCCACUCAAUACUUCUGAGGAAAAACUUGUAUCUUUGCCAGUAGAAUACUCAUCUGAUGAUAAAAUCUUUCAAACAGAAACAAAACAAUAUAUGGACCAGCCCAAAGUUUAUCAGUCAGAAGCCAAGACUAUGUUACAGAAUGUGUCUGAAGUGUGUGUUCCAGUAACACUGGUUCCAGUUCAGAUGCCUGACACUCAGAGCGAUCUGGUGCGUCAUACAACCACACUCCCACCGUCUUCUCAUGAGAUCCUAUCGCCACAGCCACAAGCGACUGAUUAUCCCCGAGCAGCUGAUUUAGCUUUUCUGGAAAAGUAUACUCUCACUCCUCAACCUGCAAAUAUAGUUCAUCCAGUACGACCUGAACAAAUGCUAGAUCCUAGAGAACAGUCUUAUCUUGGAACAUUGCUAGGCCUUGAUAAUGCUACUGCUGUACAAAGUAUUUCUAAUAACGAGCAUCAUUCAUGAGUAAAUCUAAACAUUCCACAGACUUUUGAUGGUUUUGUGCUAAUGGUAGCCUAGACUGAUGGCUUUUAAAUUAGUAAGGCUGCUAUUUUUCAUUUUCUCUAGUUUCUCCAGUCCUCAGAACCAUUUCAAAUCAAGAAAAAUAUAUGUAUCUCUGUUUACUGAACAGAAUAUUGGGACACAUUUUGAGGUAUAAUAUUUGAAAUGAACAUUUUUAUGAUUUUUAAAGAUAACUUAGUGCUAAUUUUUAAUGGUUUCUCAAACUUUUCAAAAUUAUUAGCUGUUGACUUUGUGGUUUUGUUUUUGGGUUUUUUCUUAAUUAUCCAUGGAAAUUUUCAUUCUUUAGUUUCAGUCUGUUUUUCUCCUUGACCAUCUUCUAAACAAGAUUAAGGACUGACCAUGUAGCCUUUAAGAAAGAAUAUAAGAGUACACUGAUAAUUGCAACUCUUCCUUAUUAAGAUUCAUUAUUAUUUCUUCACAUUUUAAAAAGCUGAAAUUAGGAAUUUAAAUUUAUAGGGAACUCUUGGCUAUUUCCGUGGUUUGUUUGUUUUUUAUUUUUUAAUGUGGCCCUAAUUUCAGGUUAUAAUUAAUCCUUUGGUCUUUUCACAAACUCAAAGCAAGGAAGCUAACUUAAUGUAAGAACAGUUUGUUAAAUGAAACCUAGAAAUGAAAUAAUUAUCCAAAUAAUUGGUUUUUGCCUAUGCUUCAAUUAUUAUGAAUAAGAAAUGCAUAUUUUUAAUGUAUAGGCAUUAAAUUAUACAAGUUGAAAAUGUAUUAAAGGCAAAUUAUGACAGUUUUAACUAGAUAGCUUUAAAGGUAAGUUCAUCUUUUAAAUUUUAUCAUUUAAGAAACAUCAGCAAUACAUCAUAGCAUGUAUCUUCAUCUCACUAAAGGAGGGGCAAUUAUAACUAAUCAAUGAAAUUUAAUUAACAAGCUACUUUUGGUCUCAUUUACUUUGGCUAAUAAAAUUGUGGGAAAUAGAACCUAGAUAUUUCAUAUAUAAUCAUAAGGGAAGGUGCCAAAGUAUAAAAUUCAUGUCUAACUAAACUUAAUGUUUACUUUAAUUAAAGGGAACCACUACUUGUAUACAGAUUUACAUGUAAUGUAGAUUUUUAUUUUGCUUUUCACAUAAGCCCAAUAUCUGUAAUUAUCCUUGAUUUUUUAUUUUUGUAGGAGAUAAAAGUUGAGGACUUGGUGAAAAGAAAUAGCAGUUAGAGCAAAAACCACACUGAUAAAAAUUAAUCGAGGAAAAAAGUUAAAAUUAUAAAAUACCUUUAAAGAUGUGCACUUUCCAUAUUUUCAAGUCAAUUUAAACUUAAACUAGGAUAAUGUUUCCUAGUAGAGCUGCUUGAAGGAUUAGAAUAGGCAGGGUUGAUUUAUUAUUAGCAUGUCAUUUGUAUGUAAACUACUGGAAAAGAGCAAUUUUAAGAGUUUUCUAGUUCAGUUUUGUUUACACUCCUAAUUGCUUUAAGCACUUUUUUUUGUGUAAACUGUAAAGUCUGGCCCAGCCCUUGUGAAAAAAAUCACAAAUAAAAUAAUGAAGUUUUAAUGAAUAAAAUUUAACCACUUAAUAAUGGGGAAACUUGUUUGCUGAAGCACUUAAGAAAUGAAGGUACUUUACAGGAGCAUUCACCAUACUAGUGGAAAUAAAAGAAAAAAAAUGUCGAGAUUGAGGCAGUUAACCAAAGUAGCUCAUAUAAGUAACAAAACCAACCUGAGUUUCGCCUCAGUUAUCAAGGUUUGGUUGUAAUUAAUCUAGGACCAGUAGAUAAAAUUAAUGUAUUCUUCUUUUUAAAAGGUUCUUACUUUUGUGUGGAAAUGUUAUAUCUGAGGUACUUACAUGAUUGAACUUGACUAUAUGAGGUACUAUUAGUCUGUUAGUCUUUCAAAUUGACUUUUAAAAAUGCAGAUCUUUAUGAUUUUUAUCAUAAAGACCAGCAAGACUUUUAAUUAAAAAACUUACUGUAAUGAGAUGAAAUAAUACCUAAAAGUAUACCCUGCCUUACAUAACCAUCGUAGAAAAGUUUGGACUUACAAAAAGGCAGAUGGUAUGUAUGGGUCUGUGUAUGGUAUAUUAUAUGCUUGGAAGCAAGAAAGAAAGAGAGUGUUGCAUUUUCACAUUGAAAAGAAUACUUUGCUUUUUGAAGGUAUUUACUUGAGGAUUCUUUUAAUAAUAAUUUCCUAAUGCUUUAAAUAUGUAAUUUGAUUGUAGGAAUUGGUUUACAGUAUAAAACUUCUCUGGAACACAUUUCUUAUAUAAAGUGAAAUAGAAUGAUAUUUAGUUAUUGUUGUAGAUAAACUUGAAUACUGGUUUAGUCUUUCAUAAAAUGCUUUCAGUUAUCUCGUUUAACCUCAUAACCAGCUCUAAAAGAGAAAGGACAUGUUAUAUUCCCAUUUUAGAGAUGAAGAAUCUGAGGUUAAGAUAAAGGACUCAGUUAAGCUCACAUCAUUAAUGUCAGAGCUACUAAUGGGGAAAGAAAGCUAGCAUUAAUAAAUGCUUACUGUGUGCCAGGCACUACAUUUUCUCAUGUGAUCGUAAACAGUCUGGGAAUUAGAUAGCAUAAUUCUUAUGAAGAAAUUACUCAGCAGAUGGACAAACACACAAAUCUGCUGCCUCUAAUUUCCAAAAUUAGAAUAUAGGAAAUUUUAAAAUUGUGAAAACCUCAUGGAUUUGGGCAAACUGAAUGUAUAUAAGUUGUUGAAGUUGGCACAAAAAAUAUGUAAUGAGGCCUACUCUUUUCAGUUAGCCUUUUAUAAUAUUUAAUUUGGAGUAUUUGGACAAAUGUUCCAUUAACUCUAAAAUCCAUUAAUUUUGUAACUAUACUUAAAGUUUUGAAUCUUGCAACUAAGCUUAGCCUCAUUCAGAGUUUUUAUUUUAUGAACAUAAUUUAUUGUUUUAAAUUAAUUUUUUAGCUGAUAGCAGUUAGCACUUAAUAUGUAAACUGAAUAAUUUAUCAAGUGUAGAAAUUUGUUAACCUAAUCAGUUUUUACUUAAAUGCACCAAAGAUUUUUAGUAGGUAUUAAAAUAGUUUAAGAGAAUUAAAAUUCUUUGUUGUUUGAAUAAAUAUUUGUCCAAAGAAGCACAGUUGAAGUCCUAGGAUUAUGGAUUUUUUAAAAAAAAAUCAUUAGUUUGAAUACUAAGAUUGUUUGUGUUUAUAUGUAUAAAAAUAAAAACAGAAGAAAAUACUCUGGGAAUAGUCAUACUGACAAACCAGUUACAAGUAAGAAUACUCAGUUUUCCUCAGUUUAAUUAAUUGAAUGUUAUCUUUAAGUGGACACUAUUAAAUGCUAAAUAAUAAGCUUAUUUUUUACACUACACUAUUAAAAUAAUUUUGCCUUAGAAUUUUUUUUUAAGACAAGUCAAAGUUAUUUUUAUAAAAAACCCCACCUAUUUUUUGCAGCCUGUAGUACCAUUUAAGAUUAGCAUUUGUUCUUCAUGCCAGCAAGAUUUAACCAACAACUGUAAAGGUAAUUAUCUUUGCAUACUUUUAAGUAAUUUAGUCAUUUAUUGCUGAGAAAAGGAGUAGAAUAAAUAGGGUUUUAAACUGGUGCUUUAUUAAGUGACUUCCUUUUAAGUGAUUGUAGGUCAUGAAAUAGGUACACUAAUAAUAUCCUGUCAACUUUAAAAGUGUCAAGACAUCUUUGCAGAGUGACUAUAAACUGUUAAGGGCUAAUAAGUAAUUAAAUAUCAUUCAUUGCUUUUCACUCUUUAAUUGCAAACAAUUACAUAAUUAAACUGGUAUGUUUGUAAGUUUGAGUUAUCUUCCUACCAGAUCAUUUUAACAUAUCAUUGAUGAAAAGUCAGAUUUAGAGCAUUAGCUCUUUGACAGUGUCCUUUUUAUACCCACUCUUUUCUGAAUUGCAUGCUUUGUGCCUUUUCACUGUGUUGUAGUUGCUUCAAAUUGAUUCUGCUGGCUAGAUUGUACUGGUUAAUAAAUGAUUUUGACUUUGU
Mustela lutreola (European mink) is the source of this 6954-nucleotide messenger RNA. RefSeq names its product zinc finger and BTB domain containing 41 (gene ZBTB41). The record is from RefSeq and is a predicted model, not a curated record. Gene Ontology annotation, molecular function: protein binding. Lineage: Eukaryota; Metazoa; Chordata; Mammalia; Carnivora; Mustelidae. Gene Ontology annotation, biological process: regulation of cytokine production; regulation of immune system process; negative regulation of transcription by RNA polymerase II. The transcript has 11 exons. The coding region runs from base 276 to 3005 and encodes 909 amino acids.